Phalaenopsis equestris is the source of this 1449-nucleotide messenger RNA. RefSeq names its product probable mannitol dehydrogenase. Gene Ontology annotation, molecular function: cinnamyl-alcohol dehydrogenase activity; zinc ion binding. Gene Ontology annotation, biological process: lignin biosynthetic process. Lineage: Eukaryota; Viridiplantae; Streptophyta; Magnoliopsida; Asparagales; Orchidaceae. The record is from RefSeq and is a predicted model, not a curated record.
AGUUGGAAGGAGGAACAGAGGGAAGAAGAAGAACUGAAGCAGGGUUUAAUAAUGGCUGCAACGACGCAAAAUGGAGGGAAGGUGGCGACGACGGAGGAGGAUCGCCGGAAAGUUUUUGGUUUGGCGGCGAGAGAUAGCUCCGGCGUUCUUUCCCCCUUUCAUUUCUAUAACAGGAAAAAUGGAGAAGAUGAUGUUACCAUAAAAAUAUUAUAUUGUGGUAUAUGUCACUCAGAUCUCCAUCAAGUCAAGAACGAGUGGAAGAAUACUGUGUAUCCUUCUCUUCCAGGGCAUGAAAUUGUAGGCCUGGUCACCGAAGUCGGCAACAACGUCGGAAAGUUCAAAAUUGGAGACAAAGUUGGUGUGGGCUGCUUGGUUGGUUCCUGUCAUUCGUGUGAGAAUUGCAUCCAAAAUCAAGAGAACUACUGCUCCAAACUCAUACUCACCUACAAUUCAAUCGAUACUGAUGGCACCAUCACUUAUGGAGGCUAUUCUGAUAAGAUAGUUGUCAAUCAACAUUUUGUAGUCAAGUUGCCCGAGAACUUGGCGAUGGACAAGGUGGCACCACUGCUCUGUGCAGGGAUCACAGUCUACAAUUCAAUGAAGAGCUUGGGGCUCAAUGAGGCUGGGAAGCACCUCGGAGUUGUCGGACUUGGUGGGCUCGGCCACAUUGCUGUCAAAUUUGGCAAGGCAUUUGGGAUGAAGGUCACAGUCAUCAGCUCAUCUAUGAAAAAGAGAGAAGAAGCCAUUAAGCAGCUUGGAGCUGAUGAUUUCCUCAUCAGCAGUGAUCCUCAACACAUGCAGGGAGCAAUAGGAACAAUGGAUGGAAUCAUUAACACGGUGUCUGCAAAGCACAAUCUCGUGCCAUUGAUAGCAUUGUUGAAGACAAAGGGGAAGCUUGCCAUGGUAGGAGCACCAGAGCAUCCAUUGGAGCUUCAUGUUGCGCCUCUGCUAUUUGGUGGGAAGACAAUUACAGGGAGUUUGAUAGGUGGAAUGAAGGACACACAAGAGAUGAUAGAUUUUGCAGGGGAACACAACAUUACUGCAGAGAUUGAACUCAUUGGUGCGGAUUAUGUCACGAAUGAGGCGAUGAAGAGGCUCGCAAAGGCCGAUGUCAGAUACAGAUUCGUCAUUGAUAUUGGCAAUACUUUGUAUUCAGUUGAGCAAUUGGGUUGAAGAGUGAGAAUUUCUACCAUCGCAGUGCUUAGUCAGUUUGUCAUUAAUCUAAUGGCUAGGAGUAAUUGCCAUCCCAGAAGGGAUGAGGCAUGGUCACUUGUCCCUAAAACUAUCUUUUUUGAUGUUUGAACAAUCUCAUGUUUAUUUUUAUAAACUUGGUAUGUGAUCGUAUGUUAUUUUUAUGAAAUGUUACAUUUUAAUAACUAUUUUGUGUAGAAAACCACAACUCACAUCACCCAAAACGCAUGCAAAGGUUUGAGCCCCAACUUCUUUAUG